AUGGCACAGGACUGGAGACAAAAAGCCACGUCGCGACAGGAGCAUCGCAAUCGCACUAUAGAGGAUGUACAUCCUUCUGUACCGGAAGUCCCUGAAGAUCUACCACGAAAUGUCACUGGCGUGCCUGGGCAGCUUCUGACCAAAGACGUUGUUACCAUGACCGAGACAGCGCCAGAACUCCUUGUCAGAAGGCUAGCCUCGGGAGAAGUGACGAGUGCAUCUGUGACCUCUGCAUUCUUGCAAAGAGCAGGCCUAGCCUCAAGGUUGACAAACUGCGUCACCGAGCUGCUACCCAACGCAGCUCUUGAGAGAGCUCAAUACCUGGACGGCUUCCUGGCGAAGCAUAAGAGACCAAUUGGGCCGUUACACGGACUCCCCAUAUCCGUCAAGGAGCACAUCUCAAUGAAAGGCCUGGACCUCAAUUGUGGGUUUGCCUCCUGGGUUGGUCGGGUCGGCGAAGAUGAUGCACUCAUUCUCAAGCUGCUGUGGAACGCCGGCGCUGUCUUCCACGCUCGCACCACGGAGCCGCAGACUUUAAUGCAUUUAGAGACUUCCAGCAAUAUCUAUGGCGUGACAGUGAAUCCGUACAACAGGGACUUGACCGCAGGUGGCAGUAGUGGAGGGGAAGGUGCACUGCUUGGGUUGAAAGGUAGUCCUCUAGGGAUAGGCUCGGACAUAGGAGGCUCCAUUAGAUCGCCAGCGGCCAACAAUGGCGUCUUUGGCUUGAGGCCAACAUCACAUCGCCUUCCACUUGGAGGCUUGAUGGCGACAAUGCUAGGCGAAGAACAGAUCAUACCCGUAGUCGGUCCUCUAAGUCAAAGCCUCGAAGGCAUCAAACUCUUCAUGGUAUCCCUCCUCGACCAACAACCCUGGCUCUACGACCCCAGCCUCACCCCCAUCCCCUGGAAAGACACCACCACCAACAGCCUCCUCCGCACCGGCCCAGACAACCACCGAAAACUCCGAAUCGGCAUCAUGGCCGACGACGGCAUCGUCAGACCCCACCCUCCAAUCCUCCGCGGCCUCCAAACCCUCACAACAAAACUCCAAGCCCACCCGGACAUCGAACUGAUAACCUUCCCACCCUACCAACACGACGAGGCCUGGCGGAUCAUCUCAAGCCUCUACUUCUCCGACGGCGGAACGGAAGAGAUUGAAGCAAUCGAUGCAUCUGGCGAACCGUGGCGUCCACUCAGUACUUUCAUUAUUAUGGAGAAUCCGAAUGUGAAAACUUUGACGCUGCCGGAGACGUGGAAGGCUACGAUUGAACGGGAUGCGUAUAAGGAAGCGUACUCGCGCCAUUGGAAUAGUGUUAACACUGAACUGCCGGGCCCUAUGUCGGAAAGCCCAGUAGCGGUCGGAGCAGAAGGGAUUCAGGAGAAGAUGGUCGAUGUAAUUCUAUGUCCAGUCGGUCCAGGCUGUGCGCCUUUGCUGGAUACAGCUCGGUACUGGAAUUAUACAUCGCAGUGGAAUCUUCUGGAUUAUCCAGCCAUUGCAUUCCCAACUGGGCUUGCGUGUGGGGCUGAGGAUGUUGCGGAGAAGGACUACAAGCCGCGGAAUGAGCAGGAUGCUUAUAAUCAUGGCCUAUAUGACCCUGAGAGGUAUGCGGAUGCGCCGAUUUCGUUGCAGUUGGUGGGGAGGAGGUAUGAGGAUGAGAAGUUGAUUGAGGCGCUGGAGAUGAUGUUGGAGAUAGCGGGGAUGUCAUGUCGAGCUCUUGAGGCGAAGCUGUGA
Messenger RNA from Fulvia fulva, 1731 nucleotides. RefSeq names its product Putative amidase. Lineage: Eukaryota; Fungi; Ascomycota; Dothideomycetes; Mycosphaerellales; Mycosphaerellaceae. The coding region runs from base 1 to 1731 and encodes 576 amino acids. The transcript is spliced from 3 exons. The record is from RefSeq and is a predicted model, not a curated record.